This is a messenger RNA of Hippocampus zosterae (dwarf seahorse), 2586 nucleotides long. Its product is annotated as kelch-like protein 10. The record is from RefSeq and is a predicted model, not a curated record. The transcript is spliced from 5 exons. NCBI's taxonomy places the organism in Eukaryota, Metazoa, Chordata, Actinopteri, Syngnathiformes, Syngnathidae. Bases 138 to 1886 code for a protein of 582 amino acids. Gene Ontology annotation, molecular function: protein binding.
AUCGUUGUCUUUUGACACAGAAUCCCACCAUGAUGCUAUCUCCCAUUACCAGCGCCACCCCACCUCCCAAAUGACCCCUCCCCCCAAGUCCCCGGGGCCGACGCCCAGCCGCACUAUGAAGACAGGGCAACACCUUCAUGAUGAGUUCAGAUGGUCCGUUGGCGUGUGGCCAACUGCAGCAUCUCACCAAAGGCCUAAGCGAUGCCAUCAUCGCGGUGGACAACACUGAGUUCCACAUCCAUAAGAUCAUCCUGUGCAACUGCAGCCCCUACUUCGGAGCCCUCUUUCUACGCUGGUCCAACCCAGACCAGAGGGUGUAUGUCAUACGUGGUCUGGCGGCCCACUUAAUGCGGCUCAUUGUUGAUUUUGCAUACACCGGCACUGUGUCGGUGACGGAGGACAAUGUGAAGGAGUUGUUGAUCGCGGCCGAUGAGUUCAAUAUGAUUGCUAUUGUUCAAACCUGCUGCACAUUUCUAACAGAGCAGCUCAGGCCGGAGAACUGCGUUGGCAUCUGGCAGUUCACCAGGAACUAUUACGUUCCCCAGUUGCAGCUUGAGGCCUACCAGUACAUACUCUACCACUUUGAGGAUGUGGCUGCCUCGCACGAGCUCCGCUGGCUGUCUGUGCAGGACUUGUGCGACAUCCUAGACCGCGAUGACCUGAUCGUGAAGAAGGAGAACACGGUGUUCCAGGCUAUCCUACACUGGAUUGCGCAUGCACCCCGUGAGCGAGGCAGGAACCUGGCUGUGCUGCUAGCGCGGGUCCGUCUGGCUCUGACAAGUGAGGAGUUCAUCUCGGUCAACGUGCUGACCAAUCAGAUGGUACAGAACAACAGCAAGUGUCUGGACAUGGUAGGUUUCGCCACUCGAGUGAUCCGUCACAUGAAAGCCAACUCCGUGUCUGGAUUCUGCAACCUGGUCGCUCGUCCCCGGCUGCCUUCCGCCAUCCUUCUGGCGAUAGGCGGAUGGAGUGGAGUUAACCCGACGCAGUGCAUCGAAGCAUAUGACAUCCACGCUAACAGUUGGGUCAGCCUUUUGGACAAUAUGGACCAACCGCGGGCGUACUGCGGUGCCGCCUUUCUCAACAAUGCCAUCUAUUGUUUGGGCGGCUUUGACGGCACAGAAUACUACAACACUGUCAGCCGCUUUGACCUGAACACUCGUACCUGGCAUAAAGUGGCGCCCAUGCACUUCCGCCGCUGCUAUGUGAGCGUCACAGUGCUAAAUGGAUGCAUUUACGCAAUAGGAGGCCACGAUGGACGUGUAAGACUAGAGACAGCUGAGUACUACACACCUGAAACCAACCAGUGGACUCUUAUUGCCAGUAUGCAAGAACAGAGGAGCGAUGCUAGCUGUACCACCCUCAAUGACAAGGUUUACAUUUGCGGUGGUUUUAAUGGAAAUGAGUCACUGCAAACAGCAGAAUAUUACAGCCCAGAGACCAACCAGUGGAUGGCCACGGCCCCCAUGAGCUGCCGCCGCAGUGGCAUUGGGGUCAUCGGGCAUGGCAGCCUUGUGUACGCAGUUGGAGGCUAUGAUGGCGAUGACCGCCUGGCUAGCGCUGAGGCCUACGACCCUCAGACAGACACCUGGAUCAUGCUGCCACCCAUGCAGUGCCCCAGGAGCAACUUUGGCAUUGAAGUUGUGGAGGAUUGUCUCUUUGUGGCUGGUGGCUACAAUGGUGUCUCCACCACCAACCUGGUGGAGUACUACGAUCUGAAACUUGGCACGUGGUCUGCGGCCAAUGAUAUGCGGAUCUCUCGAAGCGCUCUGAGCUGCUGUGUGAUGUCCGGGUUGCCCAACAUUGCCCAGUAUACGAUGCUUCGUAAUGACCUGCCUUUGCUCUUCUUGGAGGAUGAUACAGUUGAUAUGGAAGAUGAAGUCUAAAAAAAAAUUGCAGUGACUUUGUGCUAACAAAUGACUGAAAUAAUACUCACACGCUGAUAGUUUUCCCUGGAGUGUAAGUAACUAUUUUGACAAGAUUAAGAUUCUAAUAAUUUACUGAAAUAAAUUAUGAUAGAAUUUUGUUAACAAUGGGCAUGAGAGUGGAUGGACAGCUGGAUUACCAAAAGAUUAGUCUUUGGGAAAAAAAUGUCAGUCAAGUACUUCAAGGUACAACCAGAGCAGCCGCUCCCUUUUCACAGGACCCACAGGGUGCAGGGCACCGUCAUGCACGGCAGGGGGCGCGCAUCACUUGGGGUCAACAUCAAGUGCGUAUUGUGCGUGAAUAGGUUGGGGAAUAAUGGAAUACAUGUACUGCCGUUAUGUAAUCAGAAUACAAAAAGAUGUAUCUAUUUUGUUUCAGUUACAGAUAUAGUCAGAAUACAGGUAUGUUCAUUAAAAAUGUGGAUUAUUUUGCAGGAUUACAUUUUGCAUGCAAGGAGGGAGAGGGCAAAAUUAACUUCCCUUUUCUAUAAUAAUGUGGAAAGGUUUGAACAACUCUACUUUCCCUCACCAGAAGAAGCUAUCGAUUUCAGCAGGUGCACGUUAGUUAGCAUAUCUCCCACACAUUUAUUUUGUUUUGGAUUUGUGCGAAAGCUUCCUCCAGCAUUCCAAAACAAUGCACAUCAAUCAACCCUAAGAAAAG